AUGGAGGGGUGGGGUCGGGGUGGAGAGUGGGCCCCUGCAGCAGCCACGGCAUCGGGGGGACAGGAGGUGAAAUGGAACCCACGCACUGAAAAGAAACGAGAGCCCCGAAGCGCACACUGGUCUUUCUUUUCCAGCCCAUCACACCUGUUUACAAGAGGAAACGGUGAUGUCACCCACUUCACACUUGCGGACAAUGGUGGCUGGAAGAAAGCAACAGGUCAUGAGGGGUGGUGGGAGGAGGGAGGAGGAGGGAGGAGGGCCUGAAGAAGCUCUCUGUUUUAUUUACCAUGGAUACUAUGUUUUGGCCUCUCGGGCUCCAGCACAAUAACACUUGCGGGUUCAAGUUCCUGCCGUCCCCCUAUUCUCUGUCUCCUUCCUUUAAUUCUGCACCAGCCUCCCACUCAUGCAUCAUAUGGCCGGGGCUCAAAGACAUGAAUUUCCCAUCUAUUGAGACUUCUCUGUAAUUACCUUGAGAGGAGGAGGAGGAGGAGGGGGAGGUGAAGAGGAGGGGGCCACAUAUUAAAAGUGCCUGAAAAAGAAAUACUCUGCAUUCUUCUAUCACUCUUCACAAACGCAAUAAAAGAAUGAAGAGAGGGGAGGGGGAGGUGUCGGGUAUGAGGGUACAUAAAAAUGGGGUGCGUUCCAGGAGAGUCGGUCCCCGGAGGGAAUCUGAAUAAAUUAAUCACAGCGAUUGGCUUUCUUUUUUUUUUCUCACCUCCUCUCCUCCGCUAGGACGCCGUCAUCUAAUUGGGCCCUGCCUCGGCGCGGCGCUCCGAUUGGCCGAGAGGGAAUGUGAGAACCUGGAGACCCCGGCCAGCGAGGCUGACAGGGGCUCAAAGGGCAGCUUCUCCUCCCCGACUUGA
Molecule: messenger RNA, 863 nt
Organism: Xyrichtys novacula (pearly razorfish)
Lineage: Eukaryota; Metazoa; Chordata; Actinopteri; Labriformes; Labridae
Source: the annotation of a GenBank genome assembly